Messenger RNA from Ailuropoda melanoleuca (giant panda), 2177 nucleotides. Its product is annotated as zinc finger protein 845-like. Lineage: Eukaryota; Metazoa; Chordata; Mammalia; Carnivora; Ursidae. The record is from RefSeq and is a predicted model, not a curated record. Gene Ontology annotation, molecular function: DNA-binding transcription factor activity; RNA polymerase II cis-regulatory region sequence-specific DNA binding. The annotation marks the transcript as partial. Gene Ontology annotation, biological process: regulation of transcription by RNA polymerase II. The transcript has a single exon.
UGGAAUGUUACCUAGUCCAUGCUGAAAAUAAUGAUUUGAACAGUGUUGAAGAGGGGACUGGAUUGGCCUUUCAGUCAAAUAUUUCUCAACUUCAGAGAUUUCAAAAUGAAGAACAAACUGUUAGGUGGGGUUCACUUGAGAAGUCCUUCACUGAGGACUCAACCCUACAAAAUUAUCAGAGCAUUUUCAACGGAGACAGAGUUGCUCAAGGCAGUGAGUGUGAAAAAACGUUUGAUCAAGGCUCAAAUGUUAAUAAAGAUCUGAGGACUCAUUUUCAAGAGAAUGAUUUUGAACGUAAUAAUGGUGAGGAAUUCAUUGAUACAAGAUCCAAUGUUAUACAUCACACUAUGCAUAUAGGAGAGUAUGCUUAUAAAGGUAACGAAUGUGAAAGAGAUUUUAACCAGUCCUUCAGCAUGAGCGAUCAUCAGAGAAUUCAUAUGGGAAAGAAACCUUAUGGAUAUGAUAAGCCUGGGAACGUGUCUAGUGAGUCAUCCAGAAUACGUAUACGUAAGACCGUCUGUAGUGGAGAGAAACCUUACCAAUGUAUAGAAUGUGGCAAGGCCUUUUCCCACAAAAGAAACUUCACUAGACAUCAAAGAAUUCAUACUGAGGAGAACCGUUACAAAUGUAAAGAAUGUGGCAAAGCCUUUCAGCAGAAAUCACAUGUUAAAAGCCAUGAGAGAAUUCAUACUGGAGAGACACCUUACAAAUGUAAAGAAUGUGGCAAGGCAUUUUCCUACAAAGCAAACCUCACUACACAUCACAGAAUUCAUACUGGAGAGAAACCUUACAAAUGUAAAGAAUGUGGCAAAGCCUUUCAGCAGAAAUCAUACGUUAUCAUCCAUGAGAGAAUUCAUACUGGAGAGACACCUUACAAAUGUAAAGAAUGUGGCAAAGCCUUUAAGCAGAAAUCAAACCUUAUCAUCCAUGAGAGGAUUCAUACUGGAGAGAAACCUUACAAAUGUAAAGAAUGUGGCAAAGCUUUUCAGUACAAAUCAUGCUGUAACAUCCAUGAGAGAAUUCAUACUGGAGAGACACCUUACAAAUGUAAGGAAUGUGGUGAAACCUUUAAACAGAACGCACACCUUACUCAGCAUAUAAAUACUCAUACUCGAGAGAAAAUUUAUAAAUGUAAAGAAUGUGGCAAGGGCUUUUCCCAAAAAACAAGCCUCACUGUACAUCACAGAAUUCAUACUGGAGAGAAACCUUACAAAUGUAGAGAAUGUGGCAUGGCCUUUAGGUACAAAGCAUGCUUUAACAUCCAUGAGAGAAUUCAUACUGGAGAGACACCUUACAAAUGUAAAGAAUGUGGCAAGGCCUUUCAACAGAAAUCAUAUGUUAACAUCCAUGAGAGAAUUCAUACUGGAGAGACACCUUACAAAUGUAACGAAUGCGGGAAAGCCUUUUUCUACAAAACAAACUUCACUAAGCAUCAGAAAAUUCAUACAGGAGAGAAACCUUACAAAUGUAAAGAAUGUGGCAAAGCCUUUCGGCAGAAAUCACAUGUUAAAAGCCAUGAGAGAAUUCAUACUGGAGAGACACCUUACAAAUGUAAAGAAUGUGGCAAGGCAUUUUCCUACAAAGCAAACCUCACUACGCAUCACAGAAUUCAUACUGGAGAGAAACCUUACAAAUGUAAAGAAUGUGGCAAAACCUUUAAACAGCUCGCACACCUUACUCAGCAUAUAAAUACUCAUACUCGAGAGAAAAUUUAUAAAUGUAAAGAAUGUGGCAAGGGCUUUUCCCACAAAACAAGCCUCACUAUACAUCACAGAAUUCAUACUGGAGAGAAACCUUACAAAUGUAGAGAAUGUGGCAAGGCCUUUAAGCAGAAAUCAUACAUUAUCAUCCAUGAGAGAAUUCAUACUGGAGAGACACCUUACAAAUGUAAAGAAUGUGGCAAAGCCUUUAAACAGCACUCAACCCUUACUCAGCAUAUAAAUACUCAUACUCGAGAGAAAACUUAUAAAUGUAAAGAAUGUAGCAAAGGCUUUUUCUGGAAAACAAACCUCACUGAACACCACAGAAUUCAUACUGGAGAGAAGCCUUACAAAUGUAAAGAAUGUGGCAAAGCCUUUCAGCAGAAAUCACAUGUUAAAAGCCAUGAGAGAAUUCAUACUGGAGAGACACCUUACAAAUGUAAAGAAUGUGGCAAAGCCUUUCAACAGAAAUCAUAU